AAUCCAUGGGCUCAUGUCGGGGCGUGCGCGUCAUGGCCGUGUCGUACAGGGCCAGUUGAACGCACCUAUUCUAUUAUACCUAUAGUAAAUUGGUAUGAGUUAUGAAGUCUGUCAUCAUGAGGCGUUCCAAGCAUUCCGGUGCAGUGUAGGGCAGGCUUGCCGUGGAUGGUUCUUAGUCAUAUUCUGCCGAAAAGAUCCAAGGACUUCAAAAUCACCUUUAAACCAUUUAUUAUUGAGACGAAAAAGGGCGACAGAUCAACAUCGCCUGUGCCUGGAGAAUUCAGCGACUGUGCUACACUCACAUUCGCCCAAUGUUGCGCCUCUUUUUUCAAGGUCGAUAGAUGGACGCAUCAUCGCCCCAAGCAACUAGCAGGACCGCAUUCGCCUUGGAACCCAUACCGGCCACAAUAAUCGCAUCUAACGAGAUCAAACGGCGCGAUGUCAAUAUCGACGCCGGUCGCCUCUACGUUGGAUGCUCCGAAAUAGACAAUCAAGUCCUUCUAGGCGGCUUCGAUCGUGGUGCAGUGGUCGGUGUGAGCUCCGAAGUUGAGUCCUUUGCCGGGAAACUCGCGCUGCAGACUCUCGCCAGAGGUCUGCAUGAUGGCGCACUCCACAAUGCGCUCAUCAUCACGCCACGACCACGGGCAGAGGUCCUCCUGGCACUACGCGACGCCCUCGCUGCGGCCUUGGGUACGAUGACCGAUGCCAACGCGAGAAAAGAGGCGAUCAGAGGCUACAUGGACAAAAUUCAGCUAGCUGGUGUGUUUGAUAUGGACGGGGCCUGGGAGGUCCUCGCGGAGCUGGACAGGCCAACACCACCGCCGGCGGCUCCCACGCCAGAGAUAGGCGACAGCCAAGACGACGACAAAGGUGGUGACGAAGGCGCUUCCAGCUCGGACAGGAGCCCGGACAUGAUCAUCAUCACGCACACCGGUGUCCUGCUCACCUCUCUCUUCACACAUCGCUCCUCCUCGGCCGCCCACUCCACCUGGCAACUCCUCUCGUCCCAUCUGCGCUACCUCUCACGCACGCUGCCGUCGUCGCCGCUCAUCUUCCUCCUCAAUUCGACGUCUUCCCCCGAGGUGGAGCGACGCGCGCACCACGCACAGCCGGCACAGCUCGACCAGACCCUGCGGAGCGUCUUCAACCCGCCCACGAUACCGGGGUACAGCACCCUGCUGGCGAGGCGGAACAAGCCGACUUUUGGCCUGGUGUUUGCGCAGAUGCUCGAUCUACACGUCUUGUGCACAAAUGUGCCGCGGACGGCGGCUGACGUGGAGAGGGGACCGAACGGCAGUACCGUGACGAUCGUGGAAGUGCUGCUUGACGACAUGGGCGUGUGGGAGAAGGGGAGGGAUGGUAAAGGUCGGGAUCACAGGGAGCAGAGAUGGGGCGCUGUCGACCUCAAGGACGGACACCUGGUGAACGCCUUUCCCCAGCGCGAAGAAAAGAUAUAUGGUGAUCUCAGGUUAGCUGCGGGCUUUGGAGGUCCACGAGUGUGAAGAGUACCAUUCAUUGACACCACAGAAGUUUCAUCCAUCAGAUCUCUUCCGUACUCACUAUGCAUGCCGCAGUAUGCCAUCAAAUUAGAAGUGCCCUUCAUACGUCUGUCAACGCUAAUCCUCCUAACAAGUACAAUGCCCUAUUUCCAUCGCCUCUACCACACGCACGCUCUCGUGAUCAUUAAACAGGCGUCUAUCUAGCCUUACGGCUCCGUUCUAUCGUGAACCAGCGCAAACGGCCCCGGACCCUAAGAUUGUUCGAGAGGCCAGGCGAUAUUGGCUCUCUGUCGCAUUGGGCUAAGCAUCGCUAAGCGCGGCGGCGGUG
Molecule: messenger RNA, 1827 nt
Organism: Emericellopsis atlantica
Lineage: Eukaryota; Fungi; Ascomycota; Sordariomycetes; Hypocreales; Bionectriaceae
Exons: 2
Coding region: 342-1502 (386 amino acids)
Source: RefSeq, a predicted model, not a curated record